Striga asiatica is the source of this 360-nucleotide messenger RNA. NCBI's taxonomy places the organism in Eukaryota, Viridiplantae, Streptophyta, Magnoliopsida, Lamiales, Orobanchaceae. The record is from the annotation of a GenBank genome assembly.
AUGAGCAGGAUAGAAAAUAUUUCUGGCUACGCCUCUGCACACAAUGGUCUCCGUCACCAGUGGGGCUGCUGCCCUGCCAGCAAUCUAAAAAGUCGAGAACUCGCGAAGGCAAUGGGAGCAACGAGGGAGCAAGUGAGCAACAUCAUUGGCUCGAUUGUUGGAGGCACGAGCGUCGGCAAAAUCGUGUCACUAACAGCAGCAGACGCCACAUGGAGAGAGGGGCACGGAAGCAGAUUAGAUGGAAGCAUGUCCGUGCUGCCGUUUAAGGACAGUAAUGAAGUAGAGUUCGACUUUCAGAAAUGCAUGUCAGUUCUAGCCAGAGGUGUCGAGCUUCUUAUCGAAACAGGAAAUUGUGUGUAA